Molecule: messenger RNA, 5960 nt
Organism: Xiphophorus hellerii (green swordtail)
Lineage: Eukaryota; Metazoa; Chordata; Actinopteri; Cyprinodontiformes; Poeciliidae
Gene: slitrk4
Product: SLIT and NTRK-like family, member 4
Exons: 2
Coding region: 1220-3781 (853 amino acids)
Biological process (GO): axonogenesis; positive regulation of synapse assembly
Cellular component (GO): glutamatergic synapse
Molecular function (GO): protein binding
Source: RefSeq, a predicted model, not a curated record
GCACUCUCCUCUGUCAGUCGUGUGGGAAGCUCCAUGAAUGCGGCUGCACACUAGCAGACUUCUGCACCUGAUCCCGUUGCGCCUCUAUAGGACGAGGUAAUGCAAACCUCCUCUCCUCCUCCACUAUCUCCGAUCUCUUUUUCUGGAUACAAAUAUAUAUUUUUUUCCUUUUUAAUCUAAGAGGAACGCUUUACCGGUCCUCCAAUUUCCUCCCAUCCGCUGUGCUCUCUGACUGGGGGGGGGGAGGGAUGGAAGGGACGGUGAGAGCGCGGACUUUCCUGCUCCUAUUUUGUUGCACCGGAGCGGACUGAAGGCUCAGUGACAAGUAAUUUCUUUUUGAAACAUGUCUUAUGUGUAGUAUUGACUUCUCUUUAUUUUAACCCCUGACUGAAACACCAAGAACAACGUUGGAAAUAUGUUUCCAGGAUGGAAAAUAACCCACAGUCUGACUGGAGCGCAUUGGCUGUUCCUUACCCCUUUGCGCAACUUCAGCUCGUAACGACCCAGUAUUUAUUAUUCCAUGGAUCGCUGAAGGUUGCGGUGCAGAUCUGAAUCCGGGCACACAGUGUUGGAACCUCCUUUCUCCCCUGUUUUGCGUUGGGGAAAAGAACCCUUUGAGAAUGAGAGGUUUAUCUGGCUGCAUCCACCUUGCACCCUUUUCCUUGCUUCGGAGUCUCUGGAAUCGCCGUCAACAUCUCUAAAGGUAAAAAAAAGGCAAAAGGAAAGAGGGGGAAGAUCUCUACUUCACCAUACUUCUGUUCUCUUCUCGCCUUUUCUACCUCCUCUAUAAGCAAAUGAGCCCUCUCCCAUGGAGGUAGUGCAGCCGCUCUGGGGGCCCAAUGACCAGCGGGGAGAUUUUUCCAAGCAAAAGGAGCCCGUCAGCAAGAGGUGCAUCGGAUGAAAUCAGACCCCCGCACCCUCCCUAUACAUCCACCCCACUUCCUUUUCCUCCUCUGUUACUCCCCACCCUACCCUCUUCCCUAUUCCUCCUUCUAGUUUAGCUUGGAUUGUGUUAAAGCUGCACAGGGGCAUAAAGGGGCUAGAGAAACCUUGUUGCACCCCCUCAAAUCCAUCUGCGCUCUUACACUCGAGCUGGAAGGACUGUUUUGCGCACGUCUCCAUCAAUGCUGCCCCAAGUCUCCAGAGGGAGCCGCGCUCAUUGCCACCGCAGCUUUUGGUUACUAAAUGGUUUACUGGGGGAGGUUUUCUAACCGGCGAGAUGCUGCUCGUACCCCUGCUGGCAGCCUUUUUUUCCUCCAUCUCGGGCUCCCUCUCCUCAUCCCUCUCCUCCAUGUCAGACGGACCUCCGAUGACGGACCCCACUGCCUUGGACCUGAUGGCCGAGACCUGCAUUGCCUGCUCUUGCAUGUCGGUGGAGAACGUGCUGUACGUCAACUGCGAGAAGAUCACCGUCUAUAGGCCCACGCAGCUCAUCCCUCCGGCCUCCUCCCUGUACCACCUGAACUUCCAGAACAAUUUUCUGAUUGUGCUGUACCCUAACUCGUUCCUCAACUUCACCCACGCUGUGUCACUGCAGCUGGGGAACAAUAAACUGCAGAACAUUGAAGGUGGCGCGUUCAUGGGGAUGAGCGCGUUGAAGCAGCUGCACCUUAACAAUAACGAGUUGAAGGUGCUGCGAGCUGACACUUUCCAAGGCAUUGAAAACCUGGAAUACCUUCAGGCUGACUACAAUCUAAUAAAAUACAUUGAAAAGGGAGCAUUUAACAAACUACACAAACUCAAAGUGCUGAUUCUGAAUGAUAAUCUCAUACAGGCACUUCCUGAGAACAUUUUCCGCUUUGCCUCUCUCACACACUUGGAUAUAAGAGGAAACAGGAUCCAGAACCUUCCUUAUUUAGGAGUCCUUGAGCAUAUCGGCCGGAUCGUAGAGCUGCAGCUUGACGACAACCCCUGGAACUGUACCUGUGAUUUAGCACCUCUGAAGGCGUGGCUUGAAAACAUGCCCUACAAUAUUUUUAUUGGCGAGGCCAUAUGUGAAACACCAAGUGACUUAUAUGGGAGGCUCCUGAAAGAAACCAACAGACAGGAGCUUUGUCCCAUGGGAACGGGAAGCGAAUUUGAUAUUAAGAUGCCACCUGCACAGCCUGAAAAUGGGCAGGGGCCAUCUAAAAUGACGCCAACCACAGGGGCUCCAAAAUCGCCAAAAACAACUGACUCGUCUAAGUUUUAUGGAAACGGCAUUGUGGCUGGUUUACCCCCUUUUGGCAAAAACAGAGAGCUUGUUCCACGGACUCCCCUAAUGUUGUGUCCACUCCCUUGCAGCUGUAAGGCCCAUCCCUCUGACUUUGGUGUUAGCGUAAGCUGUCAGGAAAGGAGUAUAAGAAAUCUUGCUGAUCUUAAUUCCAAACCCCCAAAUGCCAAGAAACUUCACCUAAGUGGGAAUUACAUCCGUGAUAUCAGCCCAACUGAUUUCCAAGGCUUUGAGGGCUUAGAUUUGCUUCAUCUUGGCAGUAAUCAAAUUGCAGUGGUACAAAAAGGUGUGUUUGCUAACCUUACUAAUCUAAGGAGACUGUAUUUGAAUGGAAAUCAACUUGAACAGCUACACCCAGAGAUGUUUCUGGGCCUCACAAACCUCCAGUACCUUUAUUUGGAAUACAAUGCCAUUAAAGAGAUCCUUGCAAGCACAUUUGACUCUAUGCCCAAUCUACAACUCCUGUAUCUCAACAACAAUGUCCUUCGGAGUCUCCCAGCCUAUAUCUUUGCUGGUGUCCCUCUAGCCAGGCUCAACUUGAAAAACAACCACUUCAUGACAUUGCCAGUGAGUGGUGUCCUGGACAAUCUGCGGUCGCUGACCCAGAUAGAUCUAGAGGGCAACCCAUGGGAGUGCUCCUGCGAUCUGGUCGCACUCAAGCUUUGGCUGCAGAGGCUCAGUGAUGGAGUGGCUGCAAAAGAGGUGAAAUGUGCCUCCCCUGUGAUGUUUGCCAACAUUGAGCUGCGUCUGAUUAAAAAUGAGAUUCUCUGUCCUAAACUCACGACACUUCCACCUAUCUCAAGCUCCACCCCGAUUGUGACCUCAGUAUCACCCGCAGGAGUCGGCAAGGCACCUCCAGGAGGACCUGUGCCUCUCUCCAUUAUGAUCCUCAGCAUACUUGUGGUGCUUAUCCUAACUGUGUUUGUGGCCUUCUGCCUUCUAGUCUUUGUCCUAAGGCGGAAUAAAAAGCCUGUGGGUCGACAAGAGGGGCUGGGGAACCAGGAGUGUGGCUCGUUGUCUCUACAGCUUCGUCGCCAUGGCCACAAAUCCGGCAAGAAAGGGUCCAUCCCUGGGGAUGACUUGGGAGGUGAAACGUUCAUUCCCCAGACCAUUGAGCACAUUGGCAAGAGCCACACCUGCGGCAUUGGACGCUCCUCAGACAUGGACGCCGGCUUCAAGUUUGCUGACUCGCAGAGACAGAAGAUCAUCCUGCGAAACUGUUCCGACAAGGACAAGGACCUACUCUCCACCCUGGAGCGCAACAAACGCCUCAGCACCAUCGAUGAACUCGAGGAGUUUCUCCCCAACCGAGAGCCCAGCCUGUUCAUCCACAACUUCUUGGACAGUAAAAGAGAUUUUAACAGUAUAGGGAUGGGCGGGUAUGAAAUCCGCUAUCCUGAAAAGACACUGGAUAAAAAGAUGAAGAAAUCAUCACUCAUAGGUGGAAACCACAGUAAGAUCGUGGUGGAGCAGAGGAAAAGUGAGUAUUAUGAGUUGAAAGCCAAGCUCCAAGGGACGCCUGAUUACCUGCAGGUGCUCGAGGAGCAGACUGCCCUGAGUAAAAUGUAGGAACUGGUUUUGUUUGAUGGUCAGCACUGAUUGCACACACAUCAAGCCAAUAGACAGGCAAACUAUCUUAUUUCUGUUCUCUCUUCAAGUCUCACACACACACACAUACACGCCAUUCAAACCCUCUCGUCUCUGGCUUUCUUUCUUCAACUCUAUGUCCACAUCCACACACACACACGCUCAUACACACACAGAACAAAAAAGUGCCUUCUGGAAAUCCUUAAUGACCAAUGCAGAGAUAGACAAAAUGGCUCCACACUACAAAGCUAUUAUUAGAAUCAGAGCGGAUGUAUUUCAGAGUAAGAGACCUUUUGGAUAUUCCAUUCCACUACCUGUAUGAAUCCCGCAAACUAAUAACAGGAUCCCCCAAAAACAAAAAAAAAAUCAAAAUUACAGUCGUAGUAUUUUUGCUGCUAUUGAAAUGGAUACUUUUUUUUGUUCUCUUUUUGUUCUUUUCCUCCUCCUUUUGUUGUUUCAACCAAAUCAAAGGGUCUUGAAAACAGUGCUUGAGAAUAUACCUCACUGCCAUCAGGCCGUGUUUAACAAAAGGAAAAAGCAGGGGGAGCGUCGGGUGUUGAUCGCUUGGAGAGAAUCAAGGGAUUGUUGAAUCUGGAAUGAGGUUUUGAACACUUACUGACUUUUAUGGAUGCUACUUUUUUCCCCAUCUUGUUUUUUUUUUUAUUAUUAUUUUUAUUGUGAGGUUGUCCACAUCUGGGGAUCCUCUCUGAAGUCAACAGCAGACUCUCUGCCAUCUUGUCUGGAUUACCCACCAGCAGCAGCACACCUGCUCUUUGCUGGGAAGAUAAACGGCUCCUGUUUUGCAUUAAUGGCAACUGACGGCACUGUAAAACUCUUCUUUUUUUUUCUUUUCUUUUUUUUUUUGGGGAAUGAUUUAACGACUUGCUUUCUUGUGUAAAGAGCCAUGUUAAAUAUAGUGUCUUCUGAAUGGAGUUGUGUUUCUCUUUGAAGUUGCUACUUACAGUAAACGUACGUUUCUUUUUUUCUUUUUUUUUUUUUUUCUGGGUGAAAUCUAACGGCACAUACACUGUCAGAGACGUUAUUUCUUGAAAAAAAGAGAGAGAGAAAAAAAGAAAAAAUAAACCCGAAGGAAAAAAAAAAAGUUACAAAGCUGCUUGCCAUGUAAGCGUAACCUGGAAUUUAUUUUGUAAGUCUUACAUUGUUUGUAUCUGUGGGACUGAUUUGUAAAUUACAAGGACAGACUAAUAUCUCCACACUGAUACUUUGCGACGGAGCAUCUUCGAGAGACUUUGAGUCAGAGUGUUGAAACCAACCCAUAAUAUAUUUCAAUCAGCGAUCCUGCACCCCUCGCCAGCUCUCAAUUCUUAGUUAAAAGAAUUAACAACAUAGUUCAUUUAUUUUUCUAUGCAGGAUUAUUUAAGAGGUAUUGGUUUUAUUUCAAAGGGGGUAAGAAAAGGAGCAGAGAGGACUUGACAAAACACUUCAGAGCUAUUUCAGGCCACAAAGAGUCGACUGUUCUGUUGUUCUAAGUGGGUCUUUGCUUCUUUCCAUUUUGCUGAGCAGCUUGAACCUGCAGAAACACAAAGUGUGAAAUGUAAUCUUUAGCGUUUCUUCUCGAAAGAUGACAGAACGAGGCCUGGUAGUCUGCAAAACUCCUGAGCAGUUUUCCCGAUUCUUCUAUCUCCCACAGUAUGUUGUGAAAAAAAAAAGUUAAAAAAAAAAAGGUUUCUUAUCAACAUUAUGCAACCAAAAUAAAUGUGCAUUAAACUUGAUGUGCUUCUGGCAUUGUUGGGCUUGGGGAGAGGAGGCGUUCUGAGGCGAACAAAUUGAGGCUCUGAAUUAUUAGACUUGGACAGAAUCAUAUCGUAAAACACCAUGUGCAAUAUUAGUAGUAAAAAAACAAACAAAAAAAACGCUCAGACAUGACGGCUUCAAAUAAUUUUAUUUAGUUUGGGGUUAUGUUGUCAGGACAAGUUCUAUUUUAAAAUUCUUUUAUCAGCUUAACUCUAUUUGGUCCUUAUUUAAAAAGCAUUAUUAAGUUAAAUUUCUGAGUGUUUUUGACAUUACAACUGAGUAGAAUGUAUCAAGAAAAGUAUAAUAAAUACAAUUUUCUAUUGGUCAGAAAUCUCCUGUAUAUUGGUUCAUUUUCUCUUGUAUAAUCAUGUUGAAAUCAAGGUAUUAAAAUGAGCACCUAUUUGCA